UUUUCUUACUAAAACGUGGAGCCUAGAAGUCAACACGGAUCACCCAUCCCAUUAUUGAGCUUCUAUAUAAUAGCCCGCAGAAGCCAUACUUUCCUUACCCCUCACGUAUUUACUCCAAAUUAAGAAAGAGAUCUGAGUCCAUAUACUUCGUAUAUACUACAGUAAUUACUAAGUAAGAUGAAACAUAAUAAGAAAACAGCCCCUUUCUCAAUCCUUUUGAUCCUUUCGGUGAUGAAAGUCUGUUUGGGGGGAGAAAUAGCGAUAUACUGGGGACAAAAUGGGAACGAGGGCAGCCUGGGAGAUACCUGCGCCUCCGGCAACUACAACAUCGUCAACGUCGCUUUCUUGACCGUGUUCGGAAGUGGUCGGACUCCGGUCCUGAACCUCGCCGGCCACUGUGAUCCUGGCAGCAAUGGGUGCACCGGCCUGAGCGCCGACAUCAAAGCCUGCAAGAGUCAGGGCAUCAAAGUUCUGCUCUCCCUGGGAGGUGGGGUUGGCACCUAUUCCCUUUCUUCGGCUGAUGAUGCCAAGAGUGUGGCUCAAUAUUUGUGGGACAGCUACCUUGGCGGACAGUCAGGGUCAAGGCCGCUAGGAGACGAACCUCUUGACGGAGUUGACUUCGAUAUAGAAUCAGGCGGAAGUCAGUUCUACGGUGAACUUGCGACGGCCUUAAAGACAUUCGGACAGAACGUGUACUUAUCGGCGGCGCCGCAAUGUCCAUUCCCCGAUGCAAUGCUGCAACCGGCCAUAACCACCGGAGUUUUCGACUCCGUUUGGGUUCAGUUCUACAACAACCCUCCCUGUCAGUAUUCUUCGGGGGACGCCUCCAAUCUCCUCAACUCUUGGAACAAUAAUUGGGCAAAUAUUCCCGCCGGGAAAGUCUUUCUUGGAUUGCCGGCCGCUCAGGCGGCUGCCGGGAGCGGUUUCAUCCCGGCGGAUGUGGUUACAUCUCAGAUCCUUCCGGCCAUCAAAGGUUCUGCCAAAUACGGAGGCGUGAUGCUCUGGUCUAAAUUCAAUGACAACGGCUACAGCUCAAGUAUAAAGUCUGCUGUUUGAUCAAUUAAAAUUUUAUGUACUCUCUUUGUAAUGUUCUCAGCUUGUAUAAUUGAAUAAUUGUAUCACUUUUAAAUUGAGAUAUUACUCAAAAUAGGACUAAAAGAGUUUGAAAAUUCCAAAAUAGGACUAACAUGUUUUUAUUCCCAAAAUAGGACUUAUUAUUGCCAUGUUUUGGCAGUAUUAGACUUCAAACAUGGCAGUAUUUUUCAAACUUGACAGUAAUUACUCUUAUUUUGGGAAUGAAAACAUCACAGUGCUAUUUUGGAAUUUUCAAACUUUUUUAGUCUUAUUUCGGGAACUUUCCCUUUUACUUCUUCCAUCCCUUAACAAUGGGACAAAAAAGAGUGACACGUAAAUCAAUAAAAAGUUGUGUAAAUCUACCAUUUUUUCUCAUAUACUCCUUAAUUCCUUAUAACUUUCAUGUAUUAACUUUAUCGUAUGUUUGAGUAAAUCUACUAUCUUU
Cuscuta epithymum is the source of this 1519-nucleotide messenger RNA. Lineage: Eukaryota; Viridiplantae; Streptophyta; Magnoliopsida; Solanales; Convolvulaceae. The record is from the annotation of a GenBank genome assembly.